GUGAACCAUUUCGAUUGAGUUAUUUGUAGGAAAAACUGUGUAGGUGCGGGCAGUAUAUUUACAUAAUGAUCCCAAAUAAAAUGUUCAUUUUACUAAUUCCAUUAAAUUAUCAAAUAAUGAUUAGUUAUCGUUGUGGAAAGAUGAAAGAACAGCGGAUGCAUCUCCAUUGUGUAUAAAAGCCAAUGUCAAGGCCUUGUAUUCAAACACUUCUCCAGUUCGUAUUGAUGCAGUUGUGCAUACCAUAUACAACUACACGUUCAUUAGCUCGUCAUGAUAAUUUUUCAUUUAAUAACGUUAUGUUUUUAUAUGUCAAGCAUUUCCGGGACAUUGGGCAACAACGCCAUGGACCUAUACUACUUUCCGUUGAGUCCACCAUCUAGAGCAGCUCUGAUGACUAUGAAGGUUUUAGGGCUGAAUCCCAACAUCAAAAUUGUCAACAUACCAGAAGGGGAACAAAUGAAACCGGAGUUUCUGAAGAUCAACCCUCUUCACCAAAUUCCAGUACUAAAUGAUGGUGGAUUUAUUAUCUCUGAAAGUGUCGUCAUCAUGAAGUACCUAGUUGACACAUAUGCCAAGGAUGAUACUCUGUUCCCCAAGGACCCAAGAAAAGCAGCAGUCACAUUGCAAAGGAUGUUAUUCAUAUCAGCAUAUAUGUUUCCACGAAUGGUAGGCUAUAUGGCGGGUCCUAUCUUAGAUGGAGAAGAGCCAGAUGCAGAAAAAGGGCAAAAACUUGAAGAAGCAAUCAACCACCUAAAUAACUUCAUUGGAGACAACCAAUGGGUAGCUGGCAACACAAUGACGGCAGCUGAUAUCAUAGCAGUAUCUAAUAUCGCUACUAUUGAUGCGAGUGGUGCUUUCGACUUAAAAGCCUACCCCAAUCUGUGGCAAUGGUACGGAAGGAUAAAAGAAGCCUUAUCAUCAGCCGGUUAUAAUGAAGUAAUCAAGAAAGGGGCUGACAUGUUUGGAAAAGCUUUCAAGGACGUUGUGCAUUAAAAAGGCAUCGCCCAUUUUUCUUGUAAUGUUGGCAAGCUUUGUAUAAGUAGGAGUUACAUUAUUUUCUAUUUUACUCCACGAAACAUGUGAUGGUUAAAUGUUGGGGUUGUGGAGUAUCUCAUCUGUUUGAGUGAUACCAGGAAUACGCAUAGCUCAAAUAUUUAGAUUUUACAUGCUCAUUUCAGUAACUGUCCUUUUGUUAUUUGAUUAGCCCGUCAUUAAAUCCAGCCAGUUUUUAUCAUUUUUAAUUAUAUUACAGACGUAGAUAUUAACGUCAACCUCUUUUGACAUUUGUCACGCAUGAACCAAUGUGUAUGUCUAACCUAGUUUCAGCAGAAAUCGCUACAAGCGACUAACUGUGAUUUGGAAAUCUUUUUUUAAAACAGAAGCAAUUCUGAGGGAUUUUUGUGCCUCCUGUUUUUU
Acanthoscelides obtectus is the source of this 1416-nucleotide messenger RNA. The record is from the annotation of a GenBank genome assembly. Lineage: Eukaryota; Metazoa; Arthropoda; Insecta; Coleoptera; Chrysomelidae.